This is a messenger RNA of Raphanus sativus (radish), 1017 nucleotides long. RefSeq names its product methyl-CpG-binding domain-containing protein 6. Lineage: Eukaryota; Viridiplantae; Streptophyta; Magnoliopsida; Brassicales; Brassicaceae. Bases 101 to 790 code for a protein of 229 amino acids. The record is from RefSeq and is a predicted model, not a curated record. The transcript is spliced from 3 exons. Gene Ontology annotation, molecular function: DNA binding.
GAGUGAUAUAGUAUUCGAUUUCGGGUUUAACUUUGACCCAACUCGAAACCCAGAGAAAACAGAAACGACGAAUCACAAUCGAAACAUUACCUUAACUCCUAUGUCAAUCUCGGAUCGCGCAACCCAACCCGGAUCCAUCGCCGGCGAUUUCCCUCCCGAUCCGCUUCUCUCCACCGGCUCCUUCAUCUCCUCGCCCACCACCGCCGGCGACGGAACCCUAGGAGGAGGAACGCAACCACCGAUUCAGGGAGGAAGCGAAGCAAUCGGGAGGUCGGAUCAGGUGAAUCCGUCGCCGGAUAACUCGGAAUCGAAGUCGCGGAAGCGUUCGGCGCCGUUAGACAACUGGCUGCCUCCUGGCUGGAGAGUUGAAGACAAGGUUCGAACCUCCGGUGCUACAGCUGGCACCGUGGACAAGUACUAUCUCGAACCAAUCACAGGGCGUAAGUUUCGGUCCAGGACCGAAGUACUGUACUACUUGGAACAUGGAACCACCCCUAAGAAAGGAAGCAAGAAAGCUAAGAACACCGUUUCCAGUUCAGGCCAUCUGGAAGCGAAAGGAAGGAACAAGUCCAGCAGAAAGGCUAAAGAGCCGCCGCCGCCGCCAUUGCCGCCAUUGCCGCCAUUGAAGUUUGAUUUUGAGGAUGCACCAGAGAAGGUAAGCUGGUGUAUGGAAAACGCAGGAGAAGAAGCUUGGACACCUUUUAUUGGGGACGGCAGGGUUCAAGACUCAGUGAGACGAGAUUGGUGCACUGCCUUUACAGUCAUCACUACCAAAAACCCAAGUAGAUGAUUUACAAGGUGGCGAUUUUUUUGGGGGGUUGUUGCAUGAUAUGAUUGCAUCUAUUGAAAGAUUAACGGAGAUGGUAGUAGGGCUAUUUUGACUGGGUGAUGUUUUGCUUCACAUGAUUUUAGUUAAGUUGUACUGUAAUAUGAUAAUGGGAUAUACACAUCUUUGUUUGCCUUUGGCAAGUUAUGGACAUCAUUUUUUGACUAGUAAAAGGAUGAAGACUUUAUUCA